This is a messenger RNA of Camellia sinensis, 1067 nucleotides long. Its product is annotated as two-component response regulator ORR9. The record is from RefSeq and is a predicted model, not a curated record. Lineage: Eukaryota; Viridiplantae; Streptophyta; Magnoliopsida; Ericales; Theaceae. Gene Ontology annotation, biological process: phosphorelay signal transduction system; cytokinin-activated signaling pathway.
CAGAUUGCUUCCCAACUACUCAAUAAAAUCCUACAGAGAUAAUACCCCACCUCCCCAAUCUCCAUUCCCAUCCCAUUCCCAUAGCACGCCUCUCUCUCUCUCUCUCUCUCUCUCUCUCUUAGAUAUAUAUAAGGCAUAUACUAAUGCACAGUACUGGUAGUAGCAACUGCAAAUCUGAAGGGAUCUUUGCACAAUUUAGUGAACAAAUGGAUUUGAAACCAAAAAUCCAUCAAGAAGAAGAAGAAGAAGAAGAAGAAGAAGACGUACAACAUCUUCAUGUGUUAGCAGUGGAUGAUAGUCUCAUUGACAGAAAGCUCUUGGAGAGGCUUCUCACUGUCUCUUCCUACCAAGUGACUUGUGUGGAUUCUGGAAACAAAGCUUUGGAAUACCUGGGUUUGCUUGAUGACAAAGACAACAUUGAUUCCACAAGCUCUACUACUACUACUCUUUCUUCUUCUUGUUCUUGUACAUCUUUAUCCCAACAAGAGGUGCAGGGAUCAAAAGUCAACUUAAUCAUCACAGAUUAUAGCAUGCCGGGAAUGAGCGGCUAUGAUUUGCUAAGAAGAGUGAAGGGGUCUUCUUGGAAAGAUAUACCAGUUGUCGUGAUGUCAUCAGAAAAUGUACCUUCCAGAAUCAAUAUGUGCUUGGAAGGAGGAGCAGAGGAGUUCCUACUAAAACCGGUUCAGUUAUCGGAUUUAAGGAAGCUUCAAUCUUACCUUUUGAAGCCCCUGACCCAUUCAUGCGAAGAUCUCGAUAUGAAUUUGGUCAAUAGUAGCGAUCACAACAACAAUAACAGUGACAACAACAACAACAAUGACAAGAGCAACAACAAUAACCUUAACAAAAGGAAAGCAAUGUCCCCAGAGUGCUCCUCAGAGAGAAGGCCCAAAAUGAAAGAAUUAGCUGUGGUUUAAUAUAACUAAUCUAACAUUUUUUAGAUUUUUUUUUUUUUUUUUUGGAGAGAGUAUAUGAUAUGCAUGCAUGGCUUACCAUAUUUUGUUUAACUUGAUUAACACAAAUAUUUUGUUUGCAAAUUAAGCCUCUAAUUUAUCCAUAGAAUUUGUGUC